Daphnia carinata is the source of this 3202-nucleotide messenger RNA. Its product is annotated as Na(+)/H(+) exchanger protein 2-like. The transcript has 14 exons. The record is from RefSeq and is a predicted model, not a curated record. The coding region runs from base 257 to 2662 and encodes 801 amino acids. Gene Ontology annotation, cellular component: membrane. Gene Ontology annotation, biological process: regulation of pH; sodium ion transport; proton transmembrane transport. Gene Ontology annotation, molecular function: sodium:proton antiporter activity. Lineage: Eukaryota; Metazoa; Arthropoda; Branchiopoda; Diplostraca; Daphniidae.
AACAUUUAGUGUUCUUGAGAUCAGCUUAGAAAUGUUAUUUUAUGAUGUUUUUUUUUAUUUUUUCGUGAAAUAAGCCUACACCUGCACAGGUGUACACACAGUCAUGCUGCAGUGACAGUACAUAAGGAAGAAAUUCCAGCAUCGGGGUAUAACCUUAUAAUCGGCUAUACGUUUGGUGUAGAUCAUGCAGAAAAGAAAAAAAUAUAUUACGUGAUUGGAAAUCUAUUCCACCGUGCCCAAACAAAAAACAACCAGAAUGCCGGCUGUCUCCUCCCUUGUUAUGUAUUUUUUAUGUUUUAUGUUUUUCUUGCCUGGUUAUUCAUUUCCUCAAGCAGUGCAGGCAUCGGAGAAUAAAGUCACUGAAGGACCAAAGAAUUUUUAUAUAGGUAAGAUUUUGGCAGUUACUAUCCAAAAUACUCAAAAGGUGUUUAUGUUAAAUGGAUAUUCAACUGAUUCUCAAACAGAAAAAGAUGAAAGGGGACAUUCUUAUAGCAGUACACACUAUUAUACUUCACCUGCCACCCCAACUGUAAGACCUCAAAUACCCAUUGCUAAGCCAAAUUUCCCCAGAGUGGCAGUGCCAUUUGUAAUUGCAAUGUGGGUUUUUGGCACAUGCAUAGUGAAAAUAAUUCUGAGUGGUUGGCCAAAACUACUUACAUGGGUUCCUGAAUCCUGCUGUUUGAUCCUGGCCGGUAUCGCCGUUGGAAUCGUUUUCUUCCUGACAAAAACAACAGUCUUGUCACCCCUUUCGUCUACCAUUUUCUUUUUUUGUAUGUUACCACCCAUCAUAUUUGAUGCCGGCUUCUUUAUGCCCAAUCGACCGUUUUUUGACCACCUUGGCACUAUUCUUCUUUUUGCCGUGAUGGGGACAAUUUUCAACACUAUUUGUAUAGGUAUGAGUCUUUGGGCGUGCGGCUUGUCUGGUAUAUAUGGUUUCGAGAUCUCAUUACUGGAAACACUGAUAUUCUCAGCUCUAAUAUCAGCCGUAGACCCUGUAGCAGUAUUAUCUGUUUUCGAAGAAAUUCACGUCGAUAAAGUUCUCUAUAUUAUUGUUUUCGGAGAAUCGCUUCUCAACGAUGCUGUCACUGUGGUAAGGUUUUAUGAAUGGAAGUCCUACAUUUACCAUAUUCUAAUAAUGACAUGUUUUCUUAAGGUUCUCUACAACAUGUGUGACUCUUACAUCUCUCUUGGACCGGAGAACAUUGAAACCAUUGAUGUUUUAUCCGGUUUCGCCUCAUUCUUAGUUGUGGCUUUGGGUGGAACAACUAUUGGUAUCUUUUGGGGUUUCUUGACCGGUUUUGCCACCAAGUACACCCACCGAGUCUUGGUUAUCGAACCAAUAUUUGUUUUCAUCAUGAGCUACGUCGCGUAUUUGAAUGCAGAAGCGUUUCAAAUGUCUGGCAUUCUUUCGAUUAUGUUUUGUGGAAUCACCAUGAAGAAUUAUGUAGCAGAAAACAUGUCAAGCACUUCACUAACCACCGUCAAAUGUGGUUUGAAAGUGCUUAGCAACGGCUCGGAAUCCAUUAUUUUCGUGUUUUUAGGUAUCAGCACUGUCAACGACAACCAUGAAUGGAACACCGCAUUCAUUCUACUUACCAUAUUUUUUUGUUCGAUCUAUAGAGCACUUGGUGUCGUGGUUUUGACGGAAUUAGCGAAUUACUUUCGCCUUCAUCAACUCAAUCGAGUGGAAAAAUUUGUUAUGUCUUAUGGUGGACUACGUGGAGCUAUUGCUUUCGCCCUUGUACUCCUCAUCGAUCCAAAUCGCAUCCCACGUCAGCCGCUCUUCGUAACUGCAACAAUAUCUGUUGUGUUUUUCACCGUUUUUGUCCAGGGCAUCACCAUCAAACCUCUUGUGGAAUUUCUUAAAGUAAAACGAGAAGAAAAACGGGAAAAAACAAUGAACGAACGUCUGCACGAAAAGAUGCUUGAUUAUACGAUGGCUGGCGUCGUGGAUAUUUUAGGCCAAUUAAGUAGCAAUAAAGUUCGCGAUAAAUUUAAACAGUUGGAUUACGCCUACAUACGUCCUUGUUUAAUUCGCGAAAAGAAUCACCAUGAACCUAAGAUCCUUGAAACGUAUUCGAAACUAACUCUACAAGACGCAAUUGAGUUUGCGCGUCGUAAUCCGUCAAGCUGGACAGUAUAUGGAACAAAUUCUUUUGCAAAUUUUAUCAAUAGUGAAGCUGUUGCGAACGUACCACCAACGAAGCUUUGUGAAAGUGUAGUCAAUAUUGAUCUGGGUGAAUUAAAUUUCACACCGUCGACGAAGGAUCUUUGCGAUGCUGAGAUACAUCAUACGGUCCUAGAUAGGAUUUGGACGUCGCGCCGAAGCAAAGGGGAUAACACACACAGCGAUCAGUCGAAAAAUCAUUCCAAAAGAAGAACUAUGGGAUGUGGAGUUUCCCGUAAGCAACGCUCUAAGAAAGAGAAACCGGUUGAAGCAUACCGUGAAAUAAGAAAUCGGCAUCGUUCAACCCCAACAGAUGCAGAAGAUUUAAAAAUUCGAAUGGCUGCAAACCGUGAUAAAGAAGGAGAGGAGGAAGGAAUUUCGUUUACUGUUAAUCUAGAAAUUGAUGGUAAAAUAGCCAGUAAUGAAACGGCCACUGUUCAAGAGAUGCCAUUUCCUUGGAAGACAGACAAUGGUCCACCUCAACGGAGGGAUUAGAAAUAGUUCGAACCGUAAACUCUGUGUUCAUUAGGUUCAGCGAUCAACUUUAAUAGUUUGAUAGUUUCGUGACGUAUCGGCAAGCUCAGCGGUCUGUCGUUGGCUCUGAUGGGCUGCUGUUUAUUUAUCCACGAACUCGAGUGGAUUAGCAUUUAAAUCAACAGAUCUCAUUCUGCAUGGAAGGCGCGGGUUUUAUGGAUUGCCCUUGAUCAAUUCGUAAUUAUUUAACUAGUUAGGCCAAUGUUAUGGAAAAUCUACUGCCCAGUGUUUAUCCAUUAUUGAUUAUUACAUUUUUUUGUAGAAUUUUCUUCUUAAUUUGUCGUUCAUAGGUAUUUCACAUCUUUAUUUCACAGCUGGAAUUACCAAUUCAAGAAAGUUAUGUGCUGAAGUUUACUAUUUAGGAAUGCUAAGAAGUAGCUUUGGCAAAACAUACUGUAAGCAUAGGCUUCCCUACGCAAUCUACAGUUGAGAUUACGUUGAAAAGCUGAACUUGUCUAUGGAACCUUGAACACCUGUGCGAUGAUACAAAGGCAAAAUCAA